Epinephelus fuscoguttatus (brown-marbled grouper) is the source of this 2203-nucleotide messenger RNA. RefSeq names its product mitochondrial translational release factor 1 (gene mtrf1). Gene Ontology annotation, biological process: translational termination. Bases 128 to 1465 code for a protein of 445 amino acids. Lineage: Eukaryota; Metazoa; Chordata; Actinopteri; Perciformes; Serranidae. The transcript has 9 exons. Gene Ontology annotation, molecular function: translation release factor activity. The record is from RefSeq and is a predicted model, not a curated record.
UCGUCGACUCAAACUACAUCCGGUCUCACUUCCGGCUAGCACAGUGGCAAUGACAGCAGUUGUAAGCACUUGAGCAACACGCGUGUUAACAGUUUUACUGCACUCAUUGCUCCCUAAAUGUAGCCCAAUGCUCGCCAGCCGCUGGUUGCGACUGUGCUCUCUGUGUAGCCGCGUGCUUUACAGCAGCAGAGGAAGAGGAGCAGCAUGGGGGACACGAACAGGACAUGCUAACAUCACACAGGUGCAACACUGCUGGGGUACGGCAGCACCCAGACGCCUCUGUCACAGGGGUUUUGGGGACCUGUACCAGACUGAGUCAGUUCAGAGGUAUGUUGAGCAGUUAAUGGAGGAGUACAGAGACCUCAGCAAGAAGUUACAGCAUGCUUACCUCAGCGAGUCAGACAGGAAAGUGCUGAUGAAGAAACAGACAGAGCUGCUGCCCCUGGCAAAUGUGUUUGAGAGGGCUGAACAAGCCAUGAAAGACCUGGAGGAAGUCCGUUCACUCCUGCAUAGUUCAGCCGGUACCAAAGAUGAAGAUGAACAAUUGACCCAGCUGUUAAAAGAAGAGGAAGCUCAGAUCUCCUCUGAGAUUUUGGCCUUAAGAAAAGAUCUGAUCAAAGCCCUUGUGCCUGCCGACCCUCUGGACUCCAGUAACAUUCUGCUGGAGGUUGUUUCAGGACGAACAACAGGAGGUGACAUCUGUCAGCAGUUCACCAGAGAAAUGUUUGACAUGUACCAGGGUUUUGCGUAUUACAAGAAUUGGGACUUUGAGGUUUUGAACUACACACCUGCUGAGUAUGGUGGUCUGCAUCAUGCAGCAGUGAGAAUAGCCGGGGAGAAUGUGUACAGACAUCUGAAGCAUGAUGGAGGAACACACCGGGUGCAAAGGAUCCCUGAGGUGGGCCUCUCCUCCAGGAUGCAGCGUAUCCACACGGGAACUAUGACUGUCAUCAUCCUGCCUCAGCCAGUGGAGUUUGAAGUCAGCAUCGAUCCAAAGGACCUCCGCAUCGACACAUUCAGGUCUCGAGGUCCUGGGGGCCAAAGUGUCAACACAACAGACAGCGCAGUGCGCAUUGUUCAUCUUCCCACAGGUAUAACAGCCGAGUGUCAGCAGACUCGCUCUCAGCUGCAGAACAGAGACACCGCCAUGCGUGUGCUGAGGGCCCGGCUCUACCAGAGCAUGAUGGGUAGAGAGACUGAGCAGAGGCACACAGCAAGGAAGCAGCAGGUGGGCACACGUUCUCAGUCAGAGAGGAUUCGUACCUACAACUUCAGCCAGGAUCGCGUCACAGACCACAGGACUGGAUAUACUACUAGAGACAUAAAGGAGUUCAUGAGAGGAGGGGAGGCUCUCCAGGAUCUGAUCUCGGACGUACUUGAACACGCAGAGAGGGAGGCUCUCCUGGAGCUGGUGGAGAGCAGCUGUAGUCUGAAACCACCGGAGUCUGGACAGUCUGCAGACUGACACCCACCACAGCUUCCUGCCAAGUGAUUCAGUGGAUGCAUUUCUCCAACACUCAUUGCAGCUCUGUGACUGCAAACCAGGGCUCAGAUAUAUAUUAUUUCAGUAUGAAUGUAUGCUUGUGCAGCAGUCAGAUUGAAAACUCACUCAUAUUUAAGAGGUUUUUAUUUUUGUAAUAAAAUAUUAAAUUAUGUAUUUUGUGUCAUGGCAAUUCCCUAAAUGCAACAGCCUUAUAAAUGAGUAGUAAAUAGUAUAAAUAAGCAACACUUGAAACUGUUUCAGGAUAAACUCAUUGCAUUUUUUAAAAAAUUGAGCUAUUACACACUAUUGUAAAGUAAAAGCUGCACAAAUUUACUGAAAAAUGUUGAUAUAAUAUACAUAUAAUUGCAUAUUGCUGAAGCCAAAGAUAUUUAAAUGUCAAUUUUUCUCAAUAUACUUAUGGCAUAUGUGCAACAAGUGAGAUUUGGUUGUCCAAAUUCUAAUCUAACGUUUUUCUUAAUGAGCAUGAGGCUGGAACUUCUACUACACCCUGGGAAAAAACUGACUUCUUACAUUGAAUGUAAACACACAUCAGUCGUGUUUAUUAUCCGCAAAUAUCCUGAAUGGUUCUUUGCCAAUCAGGGUGCGGUGAAACCACCUAUCAGCUUUAUACACACACUCCCAGCAAAACCACGUCACACCCUGCGUGUGUUUGCCAGCUGACCUGCAGCCUCCAGUUUUUUUCUGUACCUGUUUGACAUC